Sphaeroforma arctica JP610 is the source of this 449-nucleotide messenger RNA. RefSeq lists its product as hypothetical. The record is from RefSeq and is a predicted model, not a curated record. The transcript is spliced from 2 exons. NCBI's taxonomy places the organism in Eukaryota, Ichthyosporea, Ichthyophonida. The annotation marks the transcript as partial.
GGUUUCUUCCGAUAGACAGUGACGGUGUAGAUGAGGGUGGUGAAGGGUUGUAUAUGGAUUUACAAACACUGGAAACCAUCAGUGAGUUGCCUGAUGCUCCUAAGAUAGACUACACACACGUCUGGAAUCUUCUAUUAUCCACACAAGUACAGCCGGAUCCCAACGGCGAUGUGGAGGAUCUGUUUGUGCCGUUGCUGCUGAGUUGUCUGGGCGCAGGCGCGGUCUGUGCCUAUGUAGUGUUCCUGCACUUCAAGAUACCUACCAAACGCGCUAAGGUGGCUGUGCGUGUGUGUACAGCUCUGCUGAUGUGGGGGGUGGUGGUGACAUGUGCGUACGUUAACAGAGACUUCACGCCUGUUGUGUCGUAUGUGAUGCUCGUGGCGGCUACGGUGGUGGUCGCUGUACCGAUAAAGGAAAUACUGCGGUAUGUCGUGUGCGUACGUUUCUAA